AUGGCACCAGGAACUAUGAAGGCCCCCAUGUGUCUGGUAGAAAAUAAGAACAAGCAGCUGUUGGUGAAUCCAAGAGCCAUCCGUAUUCUUAACAAUAUUUCUCAGCCUGUGGUGGUAGUGGCCAUUGUGGGGAUGUACCGCACAGGAAAAUCCUACCUAAUGAACUGCCUGGCUGGACAGAACCAUGGCUUCCCUCUGGGAUCCACGGUACAGUCUCAAACCAAGGGCAUCUGGAUGUGGUGUGUGCCUCACCCAACAAAGUCACGUCACACCCUGAUCCUUCUAGACACUGAGGGUCUUGGGGAUGUAGAAAAGGGUGACCCUAAGAAUGAUGCCUGGAUCUUCGCUUUGGCUGUGCUUCUGAGCAGCACUUUUGUCUACAACAGCACGAGCACCAUCAACAACGAUGCCCUGGAGAAGCUGCAUUAUGUGACGAAACUCACAGAGCUCAUCAGAGCAAAGUCCUCCCCAAGAACUGAUGGGAUAGAAGAUGCUAGAGAGUUUGUGGGCUUCUUUCCAGACUUUGUCUGGACUGUACGGGACUUCACUCUGGACCUGAAGUUAGACGGUUGCUGCAUCACAGAAGAUCAGUACCUGGAGAACGCCUUGAAGCUGGUUCCAGGGCAGGAUCCCCAAACUGUGACAUCCAACUGGCCCAGGGAAUGCAUCAGACAGUUCUUUCCCAGGAGGAAGUGUUUUGUCUUUGACUGGCCAGUGAGUGACCCGCAACUCUUAGCCAAGAUUGAGAGUAUACCAGAAAGCCGACUGAACCCUAAAUUUCAGGAACAACUGAAGACCUUUAGUUCUCAUAUCUUCACCCACGCAGCUGGCAAGAGACUUGGAGAGGGGAUCCUGGUCACUGGGAAUCGACUGGGAAAUUUAGUGCAGACCUAUGUGGAUGCCAUCAACACUGGGACAGUUCCUUGCUUGGAGAAUGCAGUAAAAACACUGGCAGAGCAUGAGAACUCAGCAGCAGUGCAGAAGGCAGCUGACCACUACAGUGAGCAGAUGGGCCAGCGAGUGAGGCUCCCCACAGACACGCUCCAAGAGCUGCUGGAUGUGCAUGCAGCCUGUGAGAAGGAAGCCAUUGCUGUCUUCAUGGAGCACUCCUUCAAGGAUGACCAAUGGAAGUUCCAGAAGAAGCUAGUGGUCACCACUGAGGAAAGGAAGAAAACUUUCAUGCAACAAAAUGAAGCAGCAUCUCUGAGACACUGCCAAGCUGAACUGGACAAGGUCUCAGAGUCCCUAAGAGAGAGCAUCUCACAUGGGGCUUUCUCUGUCCCUGGCGGAUACAGUCUCUACCUAGAGGCCAGGAAGAAGGUUGAGCAGGACUAUGAGCGAGUGCCCAGGAAGGGAGUGAAGGCAAGUGAGGUCUUCCAGAACUUCCUGAAGUCACAGAUCACUGUUGAGGAGACCAUCUUGCAGUCAGACAAAGCUCUCAGUGAUGGACAGAAAGCCAUGGCAGCUGAGUUGGCCAAGAAGGAGGCAGCUGAGAAGGAACUGGAGUUAAUGAGGCAGCAACAGAAUAAGAAAGAGCAAGAGAUUGAGGCUCAAAUGAGAAGCUUCUCAGAAAACAUGGCCCAGCUGCAGAAGAAGAUAGAGAUGGAAAGGGAGAACCUUCUGAGAGAUCAGGAGAGGGUUCUGCACCACAAGCUGGAGGUCCUAGAAGAACUACUUCGUGAAGGAGUUGAGGAGAAGUACAAUGAUUUAAAAAGAGAAAUAAACCUAAGAGGUGAAGAGAUUAAAGCCACGAAACACAGUUCAAUUCAAAGUAUCCUUGAGAUUGCUGGCAAUAUACUAACUGAAGUACUUCCUGUGUUGUGUAAUAUAGGGGUGCAGAUUUUUAACUCAUAUAUAGUAGGAUGA
This is a messenger RNA of Arvicanthis niloticus (Nile rat), 1866 nucleotides long. RefSeq names its product guanylate-binding protein 3-like. Lineage: Eukaryota; Metazoa; Chordata; Mammalia; Rodentia; Muridae. Gene Ontology annotation, molecular function: GTPase activity; GTP binding. The record is from RefSeq and is a predicted model, not a curated record.